Vairimorpha ceranae is the source of this 1434-nucleotide messenger RNA. RefSeq names its product secreted periplasmic zn-dependent insulinase-like peptidase. NCBI's taxonomy places the organism in Eukaryota, Fungi, Microsporidia, Nosematidae. Gene Ontology annotation, biological process: proteolysis. Bases 1 to 1434 code for a protein of 477 amino acids. The record is from RefSeq and is a predicted model, not a curated record. The transcript has a single exon. Gene Ontology annotation, molecular function: metal ion binding; metalloendopeptidase activity.
AUGGAAAAUAAUAAUUAUUUAUAUUGUACUAGUGACAUAAUUAAGAGUAGUGUGGAUACAAAUGAAUACAAGUUUGUUGUAUUGAAAAACCGGCUAAAGAUGUUGCUUGUAUCAGAUUCUGAUGCUGAUCAAUCAGGAUGUUCGUUAUGCGUGAACGUUGGAUCUUUUGACGAGCCAUUUGGUGUCAAUGGACUAGCUCACUUUUUAGAACAUCUUUUGUUUAUGGGGACAGAGAAAUAUCCAGACGAAAAUGAUUAUAUGGCUUAUCUCAAUAUGCAUAAUGGAAGUAGUAAUGCUUAUACAAGUAAUGAGACGACUGUAUUUUAUUUUGAUGUUAGUAAUAAAUAUUUUGAAGGAGCGUUAGAUAGAUUUGCGCAUUUUUUUAUUUCUUCGUUAUUUAAGGAAAAUUCUGUUGAGCGUGAAAAAUCAGCAGUAAAUUCUGAAUUUUUAGGAAAUGUCAGUAAUGAUGAUAGUAGAAGAAAUAGAUUAUUACAACUUUGUUAUCAAAAUCAUUUAGAAGAAAGUCGAUUUAGUAUUGGAAACAACGAAACACUUAAAUUUGAAGACAUUCGAAAAAGAGUGAUUGAUUUUUAUAAAAAUACGUAUUUCGGCGACAGGAUGGUAGCUGUUGUAUAUUGCAAUAAAUCUAUGGAUGAUAUUGAAAAAUUAAUUGAAGUUUUUAAUAAUGUACCAUGUAGUUCUUCAGCAGCCAAUACAGAAGUGAUGAUUAACUCCCCUUGUAAAUUGUACAAUGAAUACAUUGAAAAUGUUAUGAAAAGUAAUUGGUACAAUUCAUAUAGUAAUUAUACUUUAGAUUCGAAAGUUUUUAAACAAGAAUGUCUAAAUAAGCUUUUACGGUUGAAAAGUAUUAGAGAUGUAAAACGAUUGGAUAUUUACAUUAAAACUUUACAUCCAUACAUUUCAAAGAUUGCAUUUGACGUAUUGAUUAAAGAUUUACUAAAGGAAGAUAAAGGCCUUAUAAAACUUUUGAAAGAUCAAGGUUUGGGAUAUGACGUUAAUGUUUCUAUUAGUUCAGUAAAAUAUUAUGGAUUGCUAAAUAUAUCAGUUUUUUUAACUAGUCGUGGGUUUUUUAAUCCCGAUUUAGUAGUUGAAGAAAUUGAAAAAUAUUUUUUAAAUUAUAAAAUUUUAAGUUCAAAAUUAAAAGGAUUAGUAGAUCAGAAUGAAAUUAACUUUGAAUUCAAUGAACAAGAAGAUGUUAUUGAUGUUUUAGAAGUAAUAGCAGAUAAUCUUUCUAAAAUACCAGUAAAAAAUAUUUUAAACUUUGAACAUUUACAAACAUUACCAAAAGAAGAAGUUAUUUGUUGCUUGUUAGAUUUAAUUAAAAAUAGAUCUGAGUGGAUAACAAUUUUUUCUUCUAGUGAGUUUGAGUGUAAAGAAAAAGAUGAAAUUUUUGGUAUUGAAUACGAAAUGUAA